AUGUCGGAAAUAUCGCAGCGGUCAGACAAGCCGACCAGGCAAUUAGGAUAUCCCGCUGACCAGUGUUCCAGCCUGGGUGCUCUUGGAAGCGAUGCUGUUCAACCCAUCUGCCAGAACCUCGAACUGCCGAGCACCAGCACCAAACAGGAUGACCUCUCGGAUGCACGGGCUCUGAAAGACCGCGAAGAGGAGACAUCCACACGUGUACGUAAUCGAUACGUUGCUGGAGAUACCAACGACAUCGACGGCCAUGAACAGACUCAUCCAAAGUUACUUCGCACGCACUACAUCGUUCACGCCAGCAGGGACUCGGAAGCUCCCGCGAACGGAGAAAAGACGCGGGCCGACCACGAGUCGAUGGAGCUCAAACCGGAACAGUGCAAGGCUAGCGCGACGAUGCGACAGGUUCGAGGUCUCUGGCACAAGGGAAGGACCGCAAGCACGCCCUGA
This is a messenger RNA of Prorocentrum cordatum, 450 nucleotides long. The record is from the annotation of a GenBank genome assembly. Lineage: Eukaryota; Dinophyceae; Prorocentrales; Prorocentraceae.